AUGGAGCUGCCCUUCACAAAUCUUGAAGUAGCUUUCAUCUUGCUGGCUUUUGUUAUUUUCUCCUUGUUUACCCUGGCUUCCAUCUACAGUGACCCCCAUGGCAACAAAGAAGCAAAACCAGAGAGUACUGAAAUAUGCCAGCAGUACACACAGUUUCAUUAUAUACAUCUCGCUAAUUGCAUUUCAAUUUACUCAUAUGGGGUACAAAAAAAAAAAAAAAAACACCAAAAAAAAGAAAAACAAACAAACAAACAAACAAACCCAAACAACAAAGAGGAACAUGAGAAUGAAAAUGUAUAUUUGUAA
This is a messenger RNA of Tyto alba (common barn owl), 306 nucleotides long. RefSeq names its product small integral membrane protein 31 (gene SMIM31). Lineage: Eukaryota; Metazoa; Chordata; Aves; Strigiformes; Tytonidae. The transcript is spliced from 2 exons. Bases 1 to 306 code for a protein of 101 amino acids. The record is from RefSeq and is a predicted model, not a curated record.